Molecule: messenger RNA, 1196 nt
Organism: Tilletiopsis washingtonensis
Lineage: Eukaryota; Fungi; Basidiomycota; Exobasidiomycetes; Entylomatales
Exons: 2
Coding region: 165-890 (241 amino acids)
Source: RefSeq, a predicted model, not a curated record
UGUGUGGGACAGCUGUGUGCUGCGGCGAGACGAGAUGCUGAACGCCAAGAAGCCAUCUGCGAAGUGGCGGUGCGGAAUGCGUGGACACGAUUUCGCCUCGGAGGCCGAAGCGAGAGCGCUCUUGCCGUUUGCCUCUCGGCUGAAAUAGAUGCGGCGUAGGCGGAAUGUGCGCACAGCCGCUGCGGUCUUUCCAACGGCCCGCUCCUGUGCAGCGAUGCAAAAGGGGUUCAAGCGGCAGUGCUUUCGCACGCCGAUCGCGAGAGUCACAGCAGUGCAGGCCUCCGAGCUGCCCCUGGCCACGAGUCCGGGCACUUCCCUGCGGCGCCGGCUUUGGUCAAAAGCAAAGGCUUGACCUUGUGCAUGCCCUAAUCGUACAGAGGCUGCCGCUGGCGCAGAGAAAUGCGGAGCGAGCUUGCCGUGAGCAUCAUCGGCGACCUCGCGUACUCACAACGGCAGCACGCCAGGAACGCGCGAUGCGUAGCGCAGGGCCGCGCGCCGCCGCCGCGGAAAGCCCCCUGAGCCGUGCGCGCGGAGGCGCGCUCCGGCGGUGCAGCAGGCCGCACCAGGCACGCCUCCACUGCCCUGCGCCGCAGGCCGGUGCCCCGCAUCACGAGCUUAUGACGCCGAGAGGGCUCUUGGCCGCCGGAAAUGCAGGCACAGCGUGCAGAAGAAGCCCUUGGAGGAAUAAAGGGCUUCUGCCGCUCCGCCGCCCCUCCGCCGGCGGCUCGGAUCAGAAGUGCGUCUCCGCCGGCCGUCGGCAGACGCCGCCCGCGCGCCCCACAGCCGCUGCACUGGGUGCCGCAGGUGCCAUCGCUCGAUGCGCUUGGCGGCGCCAGCCGCCAGAGGCGAUUCGAGGCUGUGCUGCGCGCGCUCCGGGUGCCGCGUGGUGAUGAUCGACAGCCGAUGGAACAGCCUAUAAAGCCCGCUGCGUCGGCUCGUGUUCUCCAGCUCUCCACACCCAUCUCUCCACAAGCAACCCAUCCACCAUGCGCGCUCACUUCGUCCUCCUCUUGCUCCUGCCCUUUGCACUCUCCACGCCGCUACCGCCCACUCCCUUCUCGCCGCAGCACUUGGCGCGUCAGAAUCACGGCACCUGCGCCUCGUGCCUGCAGGGCUGCCAAGUCGAUCCAGCAACCGUGUGCGGCCCCGGCCCCAAGAGCAACUGCCCCACUGAUCCGGCGCAGCAGAUGGCGGUG